Messenger RNA from Cucurbita pepo subsp. pepo (vegetable marrow), 1548 nucleotides. Its product is annotated as polcalcin Che a 3. Gene Ontology annotation, molecular function: calcium ion binding. The record is from RefSeq and is a predicted model, not a curated record. NCBI's taxonomy places the organism in Eukaryota, Viridiplantae, Streptophyta, Magnoliopsida, Cucurbitales, Cucurbitaceae.
AUCAGUUGAAAGGUGUGUGACGUUUGUUUAGAAUUUGAUGGAUCGAUAUGACAAGUUAUCUUGUGAGUGUGCGAUCAACGGUCGAGUGUGAGUGUGCCAAAUGUAUGGUCAUGUUUGUCCAAGGUGUGCUGUCCAUGGUCGGAUGCUCGUUCCAAACCCCUUUUUACAUGCUUAUCUUACGGUCUUUACAAUUUCAUGAUGUGUUGAUGUGUGUAUGACCGUCCACCAAAAUCAUGUCUAACCGAAUAUGACUAAAAUGACCUAAAAUUUUAGUAUAGGAGAUAUGACUAGUUGUCUCCUCUUCCUAUUCGAGUUAUAUGAUAUCAAAGUUUUCUAAAAUAUUUCUCUAAAAUGUGACCGGAGGCUCGAGCACAAGUGGUUAGGGUUAGAACAACCCAAGAGUGUAGGGUGCAUUCAAACCUAGAUGAACUGGGACGAACCCUAACGAUUUCAUCCGAGUUCGCCAGAGCCACUGGAUCAAGAUCAAAUACUGGGAGUUCGCCGCCGCUGGCUGAAUCUCAAGAUAAGCCAGAUUACUACACUCGAUGUGAUUGAACUCGAUGUCUACAUCAAUGUCUCCGCCAUCUGCGCUAAUCUCCUACCGACUUGCUCAAAGAAUCGGCCGGAUUACCUGGCCGCGGCUGGCCGAUUCCAGUCAAUCGAAACGCCGGUGAAGAAACUCCAGGCCGUAAUGCGAGCGCUUGCAUCAGUGCCGGCGACUGUAUACCUUGAUUGCCGCCGCAGCAACAAACGGCGGAAACAACUUCACCGAGCUCUCUCCUUCAAUUUCGAGUUCUGUUGAAAAAUCUCUGGAAGGAAAGACCGCCACGCCAGGGCUGGAUCAAAUCCGUAAGUACGAUUUAGAAUAUUGAGAUGAUUGAGGAGGAAUAUUAAUUGCGAGUUCUACAUUUCUUUUUCCACGGUGAUUUGGAAUGUUUCUGUGAUGAUAAAAUCAUAAUUUAGGCAAAAUUCGUUGCAAGUUCUUCAUUCUUUUGGCCAUCUGAACUCUAUGAUCCGACAUUUGAGGAUCACCUUAAUCUCCAUAAACUCUGCUCUUUAUAUAACUCACCAUCUUCUUCAAACUUCUCUCUGUCUCCACUCACCAAAUCCUCAAACCACAAAGCUUUUUUGAUACAUCAUAAUGUCUGAUGAUGCUCAAGACAAAGUUGACCGUGACCGUAUUUUCAAGCGUUUUGAUACCAAUGGCGACGGUAAGAUCUCUUCAACCGAGCUCGGGGAAUCAUUGAAAACACUUGGCUCUGUUACCAACGACGAAGUUCAUCGGAUGAUGGCCGAGAUCGAUACUGAUGGCGACGGGUUCAUUUCGUAUGAAGAAUUCACAAAUUUCGCCCUUGCCAACCGUGGAUUAGUGAAGGAUGUUGCAAAGAUUUUCUAGAUAAUGUUUUUAUACGCUUGUUUUUGUUUGUUUGAGUUCUUGUUCUGUUUAUGUUUGUUUCUUCUUCUUUUUCUUUUUCUUAAAAAUGUAUCUUUCUUGUCGUUCUUGAUUUGGAACAUUUUGCAUUAUGGAAAUAUUGUUUGGGAUGUUAA